UGCUGCCUGCUUUCCUUUGUAAACUUAAUUCACUUUAGUGUACAACUAACUAAGGUUGAGGAAAAUGAGCACUUUGUUAGCGUUCCAAGCUCAGCUCCUUAUCCCAUCCAAGACCUCUAAUAAGUUGGGUCUUGGAUCAUCAUCUCCAUCUCCAUUGAAUUCAUCAUUAUCUGCGCGUGGCUGUUUCUGCAAGAUUUCAAACUCACUCAGCCAACUAUUUGAGGAUGAUCGUCGUCGUAUCCAACUAAUUGAUGAUGAUCGUCGUCGUAUCCAACUAAUAGAUGAUCCAGCUGAUCAGCUAAAUAUCCCUAAACAUGUUGCUUUAAUAAUGGACGGAAACAGGAGAUGGGCUAAGGCUAGAGGCUUACCUGUGCAAGAGGGUCACAAGUUAAUUACUCAAAAAUUGAAAGAGAUUUGUAACAUUUCUUCCAAACUGGGAAUACAAGCUAUCACUGCUUUUGCUUUCUCUACUGAAAAUUGGAGUCGUUCCAAGGAGGAGGUUGAUUUCUUGAUGCAACUGUUCGAAGAGUUCUUUGAAGAAUUUAUGAGGGUCGGGGUACGAGUGUCUGCUAUUGGAGACAGAUCCAAACUUCCCAUCACUUUACAAAAAUGCAUAGAAUUGACAGAGGAGAUCACAAAAGCCAAUGCAGGACUUCAUCUUAUGAUAGCAGUAAACUAUGGAGGACAUUAUGACAUGUUACAAGCAACUAAGAGCAUCGCCAAUAAAGUAAAGAACGGUCUUCUACAGUUAGAGGAUAUCGACAAUACAUUAUUUGAGCAAGAACUAGCUACCAAGUGUACUAAGUUUGCUAAACCUGAUUUACUUAUAAGGACUGGUGGAGAACAGAGAAUCAGUAACUUCUUAUUGUGGCAGCUCGCUUACUCUGAAUUGUACUUCACAAAGACACUAUUUCCAGACUUUGGAGAAGAAGCUCUCAAGGAGGCCAUACUUUCUUUUCAAAGAAGACACAGACGUUUUGGUGGACACACAUAUUGAAACAUUAUUAUUCCUUUCCGUCCUUCUAUCUCAGCUUAUUUUGUGUGUUUUAGCAUUUCGUGAUAAUAAAUGAUUUCUUUAUGCAGCAUGUUUAUGAAGCAAUUUGUUUGAUUAAU
Messenger RNA from Nicotiana attenuata, 1113 nucleotides. RefSeq names its product dimethylallylcistransferase, chloroplastic-like. The transcript is spliced from 3 exons. Bases 65 to 997 code for a protein of 310 amino acids. Gene Ontology annotation, biological process: response to cold; polyprenol biosynthetic process; plastid membrane organization. The record is from RefSeq and is a predicted model, not a curated record. Lineage: Eukaryota; Viridiplantae; Streptophyta; Magnoliopsida; Solanales; Solanaceae. Gene Ontology annotation, cellular component: chloroplast stroma.